CGCAACAGACGGGUAACUGAAUGGCACCGGCUGGCAUUGAUCUUGAUCCGUGACACGUCAUAGAAAGGACCAUGACCUAACGCCACAACCCUUAUGUAAAGUGAUGUGAAAAUGAGCAGGAUAGUUCUGUUGUGUGCGUUGUAUGCCCUGCUCACCCUCGUCACUGCCUCGCCGACCCUGACCCUGAGCAAGAAGCUUGCUGUCAUUAGAGAGAACACCGCAAAGACGGAGUACCUGUCGGAGGUCAACUGUAGUGACCCGGACAACGACCCCACCACCGCCGUCAUCACCAACGUCUCGCCGUCUACCACAGCGUGCGGUAGUUGCUUCGUCCUGCUGACCUGCCCUACGUCAACCAACAAAUGCCUCCAGUACAAAACAGGGCAGGGAACUCUGGAUUACUCCAUCACCCCGAGUUACCUCUUCACCAUCGAGUGCCGGGACAACAAGGAGACCCCAGAUAGCGAGGUCGUGGAGGUCAGGGUCAUACCCAACUCGCCCCCUUACUUUGACCCCUACGUGCUGUACGACGCCGGCAGUAUCAGUGUCAGUGGCGGCCCUACAACAAUAAUCAAGGACGUGAACGCCAUAGACCCUGAUGGAGACACCAUAGAGUACAGCAUGGUCGUCUCACCGUCCUCGUCGUCAGCUAACUACAAGAUAGACAAGACAACAGGUGUGAUAAAGCCGUUAAUUGACAUGAGGAAAGAAUGUAGACCUGACAUCUCGUUCAGUGUGUACAUCAGUGAUGGGAAAAAUAAAGUGGGACCACUGGUCAUUGAUAGAAAUAUUACAGGCGCCAACGUGGCACCAAUAGCCACCAACCUGAACACCAUAGUCCAGAUACCUGAGACAACCACUGGCACGGUGUUUGAGAUGGUUGUUGUGGACAACCCGUCGGACACCGUGACCUUCACAACCACAGCAGACAACACCCCUGGCUUCAACCAGUUCACAUUCCCGUCUUCUGUAUCUGGCGGCAGUGUAAAGAUCACGGCUGCGGCUUUGGAUUACGAGAAGAAAGAAUUGCGAGAAACGAACAUCAACAUUCAGUUUACUGACGGCUAUUGUACCUCACCCACGUACAAGCUAACCUUAAGGGUGAUAGAUGUCAACGAGCCGCCCAGCAUAUCCCCCACCAUCCUGCCACUCACAAUGUGUGAGGGAAAAAUCCAGAUAGAGAACGGGUUUACCUUAACAGACCCCGACGAAUCGGACUACUGGACCUGGUCAUUUGAACCACCCAGGGACGACUUCCAAAUCGACCCACAGACCGGUGCCAUUAAAUCUGUUGUGGACUACGAUCUGGACAAGGCGGGGCUACAGAACAAACUUGAGAACCUCGUCGUUAAGGUCAAGGACAAAGGCUAUUUGCCGAAUAAGAACGAGCCACAGGGUACGGCUACGGUGGCUUUGACCCUCAACGACUGUAAUGACAAUGCUCCGGUCUUUGAUACCCAGUUUGUGGAGAACCUCGAACCCACAGAAUGUACCCCGGCAGGCACAAUCCUCGGCUCCAAGCUUAAAGCCACAGACAAAGACUCAUCUUUCAAUCAAAAUAACGUGAUCGAAUACUCAGGAUCCGGAGGAGCAGUGGCUGUAAACGCCAAUGGUGACCUUGUUGUUCUAGAGGUGUUGCCUGCGGGUACUGUACUCACCUUUGAGGCCUACGCCUUUGACAAAGGUAAAGUACCUGGGCCCUUGAAGAGCAAGAACCCUUGUGUCGUCAGCGUCGCCUUCAAGCCGUGCCCCACCACACCACCACCUGUUGUUGUCGUCACCGCUACACCCGCCGCCGCCACAACAUCAAAGACAUCAUCAUCUAGCAGCAGCAGCAGUAUCAAUUCCCUGCUCCCCUGGAUCAUUGUGGCUUCCAUUGCUGGAGCCUUCAUGCUUGGCCUGCUGAUCUUCAUGGUCUGUCGGUACGGUCAGCUGUGUGGAAACGCCUGCAAGAACUGGAACUGUGGCAAGGACUGCUGUAGACCAAAGCCCAAAAGGCAGAGGAUUCUUGUUAGAAGUCGUUCAAAUGAAAGAAUUUUCUUUUAAUCCAGAGAACGUUUUAAAGACUUUUAAACACCUAGCUUCACAUUUCAGGCCUAGAUUAAGUACUGCAAACUUUUCAUACAAGAAUAGUUACAUUUUUUUAAAACGACCAUUAUGAUAUAUUUUGAUACUUUUUUUUAUUUUAAUAAAAAUUAAAGAGUGGUCUUUGAGGUCAUUCUAUUUAAACAUUGAUUUCAUCAGCUUCAAGGUUGGAACUAGCUUAACAUAA
Physella acuta is the source of this 2272-nucleotide messenger RNA. Its product is annotated as protocadherin-1-like. Gene Ontology annotation, biological process: homophilic cell-cell adhesion. Gene Ontology annotation, cellular component: plasma membrane. Lineage: Eukaryota; Metazoa; Mollusca; Gastropoda; Physidae. Gene Ontology annotation, molecular function: calcium ion binding. The record is from RefSeq and is a predicted model, not a curated record.